AUGUGCGCCCCUCCUCCCAAAGGUCGCAAGGUGUUUCAAGAGGCGCUGGAGGCCGGGACCAUGACGGGCUUUUUCAAGUUGGUUGAGCAGCUGAGUACCCAGGACGAGCCAGCGUUCUGCGGCCUGGCCAGCCUGGCUAUGGUGCUCAAUGCGCUGUCGAUAGACCCGCGACGAACCUGGAAGGGCAGCUGGCGGUGGUUCCACGAGAAGCUGCUCGACUGCUGCCUGCCGCUGGACAAGGUUGCGGCGGAGGGAAUCGUGCUUUCGCAGGCCGCGUGCCUGGCGAAGUGCAACGGCGCGCGCGUCGAGCUGCACCGCGCCGGCAGCUUCACGCUGGAGGACUUCCGGCGGCAGCUGCUGGACUGCGCCGCCAGCGGGGAGGAGCAUGUCGUGGUGUCCUACAGCCGGCGGACUUUCCUGCAGACCGGGGACGGGCAUUUCAGCCCGAUCGGCGGCGUCCACGCCGGCAGGGACUUGGCGCUGAUCUUGGACACGGCGCGCUUCAAGUACCCGCCCCACUGGGUCCCCAUCCCGCUGCUGUUCGAAUCCAUGGCCGCCGUCGACCCCUCCACCGGCCAGCCGCGCGGCUUCCUGCGCCUCGCCGUGCAGGAGUGGCCCGACAGCGUGCUCUUCACGCUCGAAUUGCAAAGGGGCGCGUGGCGCGAGGCGGCGCGGUGGGGGCACGAGGAAGCGCCGGCGGAGGUCGAGGCCCUCGCGCGCGCCGGCGCGGCCGAGCCGGCCGCGAUCCUCCGGCGCCUGGCGGCGUCCGCGCCUCUGCCCAGCAUCGGCUCGUUCGUGGCGGUGCGGUACGCGUCGGCGCAGUGCGCCAAGGACAGGUGCGUGCCGCACGCGGUGAGGCAGCAGGUGCUGGAGGAGCUGCGGGCGACGCCGCUGUACCAGCUGGUGUCCGACCUGCUGCAGGGCAACCCCGAGGCCGCCCGCCUCGAGUUCGCGGCUGAGAGGUUGUGCAUGCUGCUGCUGCUGCAGCCGCCCUCCGCGUGGGCGCCCGCCGCGGCCUGGGCGGACCCCGGGCAGCACGCCCAGUGGCAGAAGCUGCUGGAGACGUCUGCGGUGAGCAUACUGGAGUCCGAAGCCAAGUAUCUGCGCCACCAGUUCAGCCACAUCGGGGAGGUCAUCGCGGGCGGCGGCGACCACGCCGUCGAGGACUGCGGCACGUGCACGCCGCCCAAGCGGGGCGGCGGCGGCGGCGGCGGCGCUGGGGGCGGCGGCGGGGGCGCAGGGGAGGGGCUGGGCGGGCCGUGCGGCCCUGUUGAUGAGCACCAGGGGACUGGCUGCUGCCAUUAG
This is a messenger RNA of Monoraphidium neglectum, 1305 nucleotides long. Its product is annotated as Glutathione gamma-glutamylcysteinyltransferase 1. The transcript has 6 exons. The record is from RefSeq and is a predicted model, not a curated record. Gene Ontology annotation, molecular function: metal ion binding; glutathione gamma-glutamylcysteinyltransferase activity. Bases 1 to 1305 code for a protein of 434 amino acids. Lineage: Eukaryota; Viridiplantae; Chlorophyta; Chlorophyceae; Sphaeropleales; Selenastraceae. Gene Ontology annotation, biological process: detoxification of copper ion; cellular detoxification of cadmium ion; phytochelatin biosynthetic process.